Echinococcus granulosus is the source of this 1104-nucleotide messenger RNA. Its product is annotated as serine protease inhibitor. Lineage: Eukaryota; Metazoa; Platyhelminthes; Cestoda; Cyclophyllidea; Taeniidae. Gene Ontology annotation, molecular function: serine-type endopeptidase inhibitor activity. Bases 1 to 1104 code for a protein of 367 amino acids. The record is from RefSeq and is a predicted model, not a curated record. The transcript is spliced from 3 exons.
AUGUCUCCGCUGAGCGUGUACUCGGCGUUGUCCCUUGCGUUGGCAGGAUCUGAAAGUGAAACAAGGGAGGAAUUGGUAUCAGUGCUUGGACUUGCUCCUGGCAAAGACAUUGACACCAUAGUCAAAUCUCUUGGUGAGGAUUUGCAAGCUGUUGCUGACGGUGACGCGAAGAAGACGUUGGUGGAAGCGAAUGGUGUGUUCAUCCAAGCUGGUAGUCGCAUUAGAGAGACGUACACUAGUGCCGUCAGUAAGCACUUGAAGGCUGGCAUGAAACAGGUAACAGCAUUGUUUCCUGCUGACAACGUGGUGUUUCAGUUGGAUUUCGGUGGCGACUGUGAGGGAUCUCGCGUCUCAAUCAAUAGGUGGAUAGCGGAGAAGACGAGGGAGAAAAUAAAGGACCUCCUCGCUCAGGGGUCGAUCACCCCCAUGACUCAUGUGGUUCUGGCUAAUGCUGUUUACUUCAAGGGAGUUUGGAAAUGCAAGUUUGAGAAGAGCAAGACAGAUAGGAAUGGUGUAUUUCACAGCCUGGAAAGCGGAGAUGUGAGGGUCAGCAUGAUGACUCAAAAGGCGAGCUAUCCAAUGGCAGACUUUGUAGAUCUCGAGGUUCGAGCUUUGAAGGUGCCCUUUGAAACGCAUGAAAUGGUGAUUGUGCUGCCGGAGAAGAAUGACGGUUUGCCCAAUCUGCUGAAGCAACUGAGUGCAAAUGCCAAACAUUUGGAGGAGAUGCUGACGUCGGAUCAGUAUUUUGAUACAGAAGUGGUGCUGAAAUUGCCGAGGUUUUCGCUCGGUGGGCAUAACAUGAAGUUGAAGGAGCCGUUGCAUAGGAUGGGAUUGAAGUCUGCCUUUGACGCUGAACGUGCCGACUUCUCAGGUAUAACGAGUGACAGAUCACUCGCUGUGUCUGAUGUCUACCACCAGGCAGUGAUCGAUGUUGAUGAGGAAGGAGCGGAAGCUGCCGCGGCAACGGCCAUGCCAAUGAUGGUCCGCUGCAUGCCGGCACCACCUGUCGACUUUAUUGUCGAUCAUCCAUUCAUCUUUUUCAUUGUUACCAAGACGGGCAUUCCCGUGUUCAUGGGUCAUGUUGUUCACCCCGAAUCCAAGUAG